AGAGAGCGCAGAAAGGUCACGCCGUUUUUAUCUUCGUCGCCCUGCCCAUGGCGGCUCCUGCUUUUCCCACUGAACCAGACCGCUAAACCCUCUCUCUCUCUCUCGGCCCCUUCCCCGGCGAUCCAUGGCUGCUGCUCGUACGCCGCCGCCUCCUCCAGUGAUCGGGAAGGCUGGAAGCUACACCAUCUUCAUCACUCCCCCAUCGACCACACCUGCCGCUGGGAGCCCGAGAUCGGACAUCCGGAGGCCAGCGCAGGGAUCUACUGCCGGAACCCCUGCCGCGGAAGCUCCUUAUCCGGCUAAGGCACCUCCUUCUCCUCCCCCGCCGGUGCAGGUCCCACCUCAGCAGUUUGAGAAGCCGGCUGCCAAGUCUGCCGGAUCUGUGUUAGGGUUUUUCUGGGACGCGGUCGCCAAAGUCCAAAAUGCGCAUUCGAGCUUGGACGAACACUUGGCGAAUUGGUUCGGCUUGGACCAAUCCAGGUACCAGUGGGCGUUGAAUGAUUACUUUGAAAGUAGCGGAAAGAAGGAAAGUGAAAAGGUCACAAAGCCAAAAGAAGUUGAUAAAGGACAAACUAUCUGAUAAGUUGUAGUAGAGAGGUAUCUAAAUGUUUAGGGUAAGCGUGUGUUUCCAUCCUCCACACGAGGAGAAAAAACUGCAAACUGAAAUGAUCUGAAGCUGUCGCCAUGAACUGCUCAACAUGUUGCAAUAUCAAAAGUUAUCGUGCUAUCAGAUUGAUCGUAGACAGUCCGAUAAGGAGCCUGGAAUAUGUUAAUAAGAUUUCCUUUAGAUAUAUCAUCCUGUGUAGGCAAUUCGAUUCUGUAUCUGAUGUCUAACAACCAAAAUUGCUGUUAUUAUUAUUAUUAUUUUUGUAUGGAAUCUAACCAUUCAUGUGUUAGUCUUAAAGGAUGCACCCUCAGUUGCAUUGAUGUUU
This is a messenger RNA of Zingiber officinale, 932 nucleotides long. Its product is annotated as lysine-rich arabinogalactan protein 19-like. The record is from RefSeq and is a predicted model, not a curated record. The transcript is spliced from 4 exons. The coding region runs from base 125 to 580 and encodes 151 amino acids. NCBI's taxonomy places the organism in Eukaryota, Viridiplantae, Streptophyta, Magnoliopsida, Zingiberales, Zingiberaceae.